AAAUUUAAAAUGAAAGAACAAAAGAAGGAGAAAUAUAAUUGUUGACGAAGGAAAGGGUAAAAAAAGAAAAGAAAACUCAAUUGACACAAAAGGUACAAAUCCAAUUUAAAAUAAGAACCUUCAUGGUUGGCACAGUUUGCCAAGCCAUUGUCCCACAAGAACAAGAAGAGAGAGAGAGAGAGAGAGGGAAAAAAGGGUAUGGGCCAUUUACAAACAACUCCAACACAAGACGUGUAGAUGGCUACAGAACCACUGCUGCACGCCCAUCAACCACCUUUUUUAAAAAAAAAUUCUCCAAAAAUAGGUAGGGAAAAAAAGAGGAUUUUUUCAAAGAUGAAAGAGAGUCAUCCUCGAGAAAAGCCAACACCGAUUCCAACCCCACGAGAAGAGAGGAAGAGAAGGAGAUGGAAAUGAAAAAAAGGAAAAAAGCAGAAUAAUAAGGGCAACACUGCCUCUCCCUCUCUCUCUCUCCCUCUCUCUCUCUCUCUCUCUUGGACUGAUUCGUUUCAAUCGCAUCUCUCUCUCUCACUCUAUUUAUAUCACAGACAAAAAAUUUAAUUACCAUUCAAAAAUAAUAAUUAUUAUAAUUUUUAAAAAUUUGUAGAAAAAAAAAAGAAAAAAAAAAACUAAAAGGGUAGGUGACAAAGAUGGUGAAGAAGGCAAGAAAAAUGGUGAAGGUGAAGGUGGAGAUGAAAAUGGUGGUGCCCUCUUACCAGACAUAAAUUCAUUUCCUUUUUUUUUUCUUUUCUACAUUACAAAGUUACAACAAACAAAACUCCCAUUUUCUUCUCUCUCUCUCUUAUUGAAGAGUCCGUCUAGUCUAAAGACUUGAAAGAAGAGCAUCUUCCUUGUCUUUCAUGCUUCUCUUAUGCUACCUUUUAUUAUUAUUGUUAUCCUUCAUUCCUAAUCUUCUUCACAUUGCCUCACCCACCUUCUUCUUCUUUCCCUUAUCUUCUUCAAUCUUCAAUCUAUAAUCAUUCCUUUCUUCAUGGCUGUUCAGGCUCAAUAUCCUUCUAAUGUUUUGUUAUUGAACAGGAAUGGUCAAGAAGGGCAUGAUUAUUCAUUACAGCCACAACCAGGGGGUUUUCUUGACCAAACUCAUAUGGUGUUCAACAAUAAUAUAGGAAGCAAUUCUCGAAAGAGAGGAAGAGAAAUCUCUACUGCUACUACAACCAUCGCGACUCCAAUCAAUCUAUCUCCAUUACAGCACCAGCCUUGUCCUCCUCUUCUUGUUGACCUUGCUAAGCUCCAUAACCACCAAAACAAUGUCGUCUCCACCGGCCUCCGCCUCUCCUCCGGUGAUCAUCAACAGAAUCAACAGCAACAGCAACAGCAACAACAUAAUCAAAACCACAAUCUCGUUCGUCCAUCAUCAUCCGCCUUCUUACCCCUAUUAACAGAGGAUUUCGCCUCAAAUUUCAAACGGCAACAAGAAGAAAUAGACCAAUUCCUUCAAGCACAGGAAGAGCAACUACGGCGCACAUUAGCAGAGAAAAGACAGAGACACUACCGUGCGCUCCUCGAUGCGGUGGAAGAAUCGGUCGCCAGAAGGUUACGAGAGAGGGAGGCGGAGGUGGAGAAAGCCACGCGCCGUAAUGCCGAGUUAGAAGCACGCGCCGCCCAGCUAAGUGUCGAGGCACAGGUCUGGCAAGCAAAGGCUAGGGCACAGGAAGCCACCGCCGUAUCCCUACAAGCACAACUGCAACAGGCGAUGUCCGGCGGUGGAUGCGACGGAGGAGAUGGCGGAACCGUGGGCGUGGAAGGACAAGCCGAUGACGCAGAGUCGGCUCAUAUUGACCCGGAACGAGUCGUGAUUUCGGGACCGAGUUGCAAAGCGUGUAGAAAACGGUUGGCUUCGAUGCUGAUUUUGCCGUGCCGUCAUCUCUGCCUCUGUACAGACUGUGACCAAGUGGCUCAGACUUGCCCGUUAUGCCAUUCCAAACGAAGUUCCAGUGUAGAGGUCUAUCUCUCGUAGGGCCCAAAUUCACGGCCCAGACCACAGCCCAAUUCAGGUUUCUCCCGGCCCAUUAACUGGCCCGGACAGAUCAAUGGGCUUGGAUUUUCUUUUUUUCCUUUUUCAUAAAAUUUAAAAAAAAGUAUUUAAGUAAUAAAAUAAUUACAUUUCCUUUUUAUUAUUAUCAAUUUUAUUUUUAUUUUUUUAGAAAUACUCUCAUAGACCAACUGAGAUCUCUCUCUCUCUUUUUUCUCUUUUGAAAUCGCUUUGAAAGUAAUGUACAUUGGCCACAUUGUGGAUUCUUUUUUU
This is a messenger RNA of Cucumis sativus (cucumber), 2263 nucleotides long. RefSeq names its product BOI-related E3 ubiquitin-protein ligase 1. The record is from RefSeq and is a predicted model, not a curated record. Gene Ontology annotation, molecular function: ubiquitin-protein transferase activity. Lineage: Eukaryota; Viridiplantae; Streptophyta; Magnoliopsida; Cucurbitales; Cucurbitaceae. Bases 989 to 1975 code for a protein of 328 amino acids. The transcript is spliced from 4 exons.